AUGUGCCUGUUCCUGCAAGCCAUCGCCGCCUCGUCCCCAUCCUACUUCUUCCGUAACUCCAUUCACUACUUGACCACCACACCCGGGCACACCAACUCCUCCCAGCAGUGCAAGCACGGCUGUCGCCAGUUGGACAACGACGUCAGAGCGCGGACCAGCACAUCCCGCCAUGGGGGGGGGCAUUAG
Molecule: messenger RNA, 186 nt
Organism: Penicillium subrubescens
Lineage: Eukaryota; Fungi; Ascomycota; Eurotiomycetes; Eurotiales; Aspergillaceae
Exons: 1
Coding region: 1-186 (61 amino acids)
Source: RefSeq, a predicted model, not a curated record